AGGUUUUGGAGAUCACAUUCAUUGGAGGACACUAGAAGAUGGGAAGAAAGAAGCAGCUGCCAGCAACAAGAGGUCCUUGACGAGUCAAGGGAGGCAGGAAGUGCAGUUUGCAUUUCCGGUUCGCGUCGGAGACGGCGACAACCCGGAAGUUGACGCGGCGCGGUUGCACAUGGCCGCGCCGAAGGAGUAUGCCGCUGGUGGUGUUCUGCGGCCUGCCGUACAGCGGCAAGAGCCGGCGCGCGGAAGAGCUUCGCGGGGCCCUAGCGGCCGAGGGCCGCGCGGUGUACGUGGUGGACGACGCGGCGGUGCUGGGCGCGGAGGACGCGACAGUGUACGGCGAUGCGGCCCGUGAGAAGGCGCUGCGCGGGGCCCUGCGAGCCGCGGUGGAGCGGCGCCUCAGUCGCCACGAUGUGGUCAUCCUCGACUCGCUUAACUACAUCAAGGGCUUCCGCUACGAGCUCUACUGCCUGGCGCGGGCGGCGCGUACCCCGCUCUGCCUGGUCUACUGCGUACGGCCGGGCGGUGUGAGCGGGGGCCCUCGGGUGGCGGGCGGAGAGAACCCGAGCCGGAACGUCAGUGUGAGUUGGAGGCCGCACGCUGAGGAGGGAGGGAGACCUCUGGCGGCAGGCGCUGUUGUCCUCAGGGAGCCGCAGGCAGUGCAGUCGGUGGUAAAUGGGAGAGGCCAGGAGGACGUACCUAAGGAACUGGAGCAGGAGGAAACCAGGGCGCCUGAUCUUCCAGCUCUCGUGACUCCAGAAUUCGAGAAAUCUGCAAAACAUGUGUCCAGUGCCUUUUACCCUCCCGAACUGCUGGAGGCCCUAAUGCUGCGUUUCGAGGCUCCAGACUCUCGGAACCGCUGGGACCGGCCCUUAUUCACCUUGAUGGGCUUAGAGGAGCCAUUGCCCCUGGCAGAGAUCCGGAUUGCCCUGUUUGAGAACCGGGCUCCCCCACCCCAUCAGUCCACACAGUCCCAGCCCCUUGCCUCCGGCAGCUUUCUGCACCAGUUGGAUCAGGUCACGAGCCAGGUGUUGGCGGGACUGAUGGAAGCUCAGAAGAACGCAGUCCCCGGAGACUUGCUUAAACUUCCUGGCACUACGGAGCACUUGCGGUUUACCCGGCCGUUGACCAUGGCAGAACUGAGUCGCCUCCGUCGCCAGUUUAUUUCCUACACCAAAAUGCAUCCCAACAAUGAGAACCUGCCUCAACUGGCCAACGUGUUUCUGCAGUAUCUGAGCCAGAGCCUGCACUAACCAGAGAGGGCAGAGGGAAGACCCCAUGGCUCCUUAUCUAACUCCACUGCACUCUUUCCCUAGGAAGAAUAAUCCGAAGGUCUGCAGAGCAUAUUGAUGUGUGGUACUAGAGCUGUUGUGACUGAUUCACUCACGCUUUCGUGAAUGCCUCUGUGCCAGGCCUUGAGUUUACAGCAUAAAUUUGAAACUAGAGAGAAUGGAGAACUCGCUCAGAGGAUGGUGGCAAAUUUCUCCAGAGGACAGAGUUCAGGUGGACAGGACUUGCUUAGAUUGUGUUCUACUUGAGAUAGUGCACAGUGUUGAUUUUCCGCAUCUAAACUGUGGGAGAACAGACUGGGUGGAUGAAUUGUUUUAAAACAAUUGUGAAGAGUAACUGUCCAUAUCUGCACUGGCCCUUCUUUCAUACCACAGUUUUUUGAGUACUGUGCCUACUUUUUGCUGAUCUCUGUCCUGGGGACUGGGGUCACAGAUAAAUCCACUGGUUUCUGUCCUUGGGAAGCUUUGGUUCUAGUGGAAGUGAAAGACAUAACUACUAGAUUAUUUCAUCCAAUAAAAUCUUUUAAAAGAAUGUCUGCUGAAAUCUCUUUUACAUAAUGUAACAAUGUUCUUCAUAUAAUUUACUCAACGUAAUAUUUUAGAUACACAUGUAUCACUGUUAUGCCAUUGACUGAAAUAGUAGUUUGAUAGUGCUUAGUGAGAGACUAGAUGUUUUGGUCUAGCCUAGAGUGGCUAUGACAACUUCCAUAACUUCUGCUUCCUUCUGUAUUUCAAGGCAAAUAUCAAUUUAAGCUUGUCUUUCAUUCCUUCAUUGAUUUCAUUAAGUGAAUGGUAGGUACCCACCAUACCAGCACUCGUGAUUUUCAAAGAUGAAUUAGAUACAGUCUUUGCCCUUGAGAAAUUAAUAGUUGGAUGAGAAAUACAGACAAGUACACAGAUGUUGCCAGGAUGAAGAGGGCUGGUGUUUAGAGGAUGAUGACAAUGCUUUGGGAGCCCAGAGGAGGAAAGGAGUAACUAGCUGUUGGAGAAGGUGGUUUGGGGAAGGCUUCACAGAGGAGUUAACAUUUGAACUGUCACUCUAGAACGAGGUUUCAGCAAAGGGCCAAAUAGUACAUAUUUUAGACUUUGUGGGCCAUAGGGUCUCUGUUGCAGCUUAUCAACUUUGCCAUUGUAGCACAAAAGCAGCCAUAGACAGUGUACAAAUGAGUGUGAAUGUGUUGUAAUAAAACUAUGUACACUGAAAUGAGAAUUAUAUUUAAUUUCAACAUCACAAGGUACUAUUCUUUAGAGGUACUUAUUCUUUUUCAGUCAUUUAAAAAUAUAAAAAAGAUUCUGUAUCUUACAGCCCUACAGAAGCAGGCAAUGGGCUAGAUCAGGCCUGCAGAAUGUAGUUUGUUGACCUCUGCUCUAGAAGGAUCAAUAGGAGUUUGGUUGGGAUAAAGGAGGGAGCAAGACAUUCUAAAUUGCUCUGUAAGUUCGUGGAGCUCUUAAAAGGAUGGGCUGCCUUGACUGGUGAUGUAUUUCUUGCUCAUCAGGCAAUCUGGACCACCUUUUGUUUCUGAUAUACGAGAGAGGAUUCCUGCAUAAGAUGGAGAUUUGGUCUAGGCAACCUCCAAGGCCUUUUCCAACCUUCAUUCUCUUAUUCUAAAUUAGUUGAUUAUUGGUUGAGUUGGGUUUAAACCCGUGAAUUCUGGAUUGCUAUUCUAAAUUGAAGUAAACUGUAAUGGUCAGAAAGAGCAUUGGUUUUGGAGUCAGACUUAUGAAUUAGCUAGUAAGUGGCAGAACCUAAAAUCUAGGUUGGCAAAUUGGCAUUUGAACCUUGAGAGCUUAAGAGCUUCAUCUAGCCAAGACUGGUUCAGAUAGAUUAUAUUGCUAAUUAUUUUUAAAAAGAAAAAGAUUUUUCCUACCUGAUUCUAAAAAUUACAUGUAAUUGUAGGAAAAUUGGAAAAUACAGAAAAAGUAUAAUAAAAUCCACAAUCUCAUUAUCCAAAGAAAACUGCUAUUAUGUUUUGGUACAUUUCCUUUUAGGCUCUUUUCUC
Molecule: messenger RNA, 3286 nt
Organism: Diceros bicornis minor
Lineage: Eukaryota; Metazoa; Chordata; Mammalia; Perissodactyla; Rhinocerotidae
Gene: KTI12
Product: KTI12 chromatin associated homolog
Exons: 2
Coding region: 189-1250 (353 amino acids)
Source: RefSeq, a predicted model, not a curated record